Oppiella nova is the source of this 852-nucleotide messenger RNA. The record is from the annotation of a GenBank genome assembly. NCBI's taxonomy places the organism in Eukaryota, Metazoa, Arthropoda, Arachnida, Sarcoptiformes, Oppiidae.
UCCACCGAUCACUUGUAUAAGACUAUACACGACGCUGUCGUAUGUCUUCAGGAACUGGAGAAUGAGUCCAAAGAAGACGAUGUCUUCAACGAAUUCACGGGAAAAAAUAGUCCACUGUUUAUGAGACCCAUCGCACAGAAUAUGGGCGCUAAUCGACACACCUAUCAAAGCGACUCAUCGCUAGGGAGUCCGCAUCCCAGCCCCAAACCCGGCGCCAGAAAUGGAUUCAAAAAGGAUAACCUAUUCCUCUCGUUGAGACCCAAGACCACCACUGACUACGGCUUUCCCAAUAGACGACUGUCCAAAACACUGUCGGCUCAGUCGUCGCAAUCGCGGUCCACACCGGAGAUCACGACGAUAUACCCCCUGAAAGCCAAUACCCGGGACUCCUAUAUCCGUAUGGAUGGCGGCCUCAACACCACGCCUCCCAACUCACCCCGAAUAUCGUCGGCGCCGAACAUCGACUUCCUAUUCGACUUCGACUUACCCUCCACUCCGUCCUCCCAUUCCAGCCAACAGUCCCUACCCUUCAGCGAACCCAUCGCUCACACCUCCAGCCAUACCGUCCCUCAACCCCUGCCCCCAAUCGCCAGCAAUCUAUACCCCACUAAACGAAACGCCCCGAAAGCACCGGCACCUCCACCACCGGUAAGAUCGUCGCCCAUACCGGUGCCGCCACCCCUACCCCCGCAACAAAUACAUGAAACACCGAAACGUUCAGCUAAUAUACCGGUGCCGCCCCCACCACCACCUCCAGCACCCCCUCAGCCACAAAAGUCGUCGCCCACCCGUUCCUCGACAAUACCAGUGCCGCCCCCUCUGCCACCCGAACCCGACUAUAACAUGAGCCCC